Molecule: messenger RNA, 2250 nt
Organism: Seminavis robusta
Lineage: Eukaryota; Bacillariophyta; Bacillariophyceae; Naviculales; Naviculaceae
Source: the annotation of a GenBank genome assembly
AUGAUGAGGCGUGUACCUGAUGCAACUGGCAACAUCGUCUCUGAUUCCUCUGAAGAUGAGGACACUCCCACACUUAGGGUGAUCCAAAUAGAUACAAUACCAUACCGCCUCUUGCAUGGGGAGUCCUUGUAUGUCCAAAUCCAAGAUCUGAGAACCAAUGCCAUCAACAACAUUCCAGUGUCAUGGGCCAAGAACAGGCACAAAAUUCUGUUGGCCAACUAUGUCACCAAGAACUACAGAUAUGAGGAAGCCCCAAAUAAGUCCAUACGCAGCCUCAUUAUCUGGGCAUUAGAUGUCACCAAUCCAAGGAGAGCAAAUAUGAUGCAUCAGACAGAUACAGAUGCUAUUAGCACUCAAGAGGAGUAUGUCCACAAGAUCAAGGCCAUUUACCCCGUCUGCUGUGAUCUCAGUGACCCUACCAAGAGUGAUUUACAAGUGGUCAUCCAACAUCUUACUACCAAGGAUGAUGAGUGGAUGUCUGUAAAGGCAGCAAAGCUGGUUUAUACACACAUACUGGCCAAGUAUGUUACAGACAACUAUUUGUACCAUGAAGCAAGUACUCCCCUUAUGAAAGAUCUCAUCCUAUGGGCUAUUGGGCAGACCAAACAAGAUCAUAUUACCAGCAGUGUUCGCAACAACAAUAUGACAACCACCAAGUACUAUGACCCAUGGACUGCAGCUAAGCUAUUUGCUAAGCUCUCAAAGACAAAGGAUGAUAUAUACUCUGAUAUGUAUACUGACAGUGGAGCUGAUACUUGCAGCAUUGGUGGAAAGGCCUGGAUCAUUGAUACACCAUCUGGCAGAACUGUCAAUGUUGCUGGAUGGGACGAAGGUACAGGAGCAAUUCGGGAAGGAGUGAUGAUCAGUGGUGGAGUAACUGCAACAGAUUUACCAUCAGGAGAAACUAUCUUACUCCGAGUGAAUGAAGCUACUGUUUUGGACAAUGCUAACUCUCUUCUGUCCAACAUCCAAGCUAGGAGCUAUGAAACCUUCAUUGAUGAUAAACCAAGAAAACAUGGUGGCACUUCCUAUGUUGGGAAACAAGAAUAUGUGAUACCCCUGGAAUUAAGGGGAGGUUUGAUGGCAAUGAAGAUUAGGCGUCCAACCCAAACUGAGUUACAAACAUGCAAUACAGUUGAACUGACAGAUAGCAAACCCUGGCAUCCAGAACUGCAAAAUGAUGACCCAGUCACUGAACAAGACUAUGACAAUAUGUUGGACCAUUUUGAUGAGAAUCAAGCUCAGCUCCAGAACAACCUGAAGCAAACUACCCCAGCCAAACCGACCACUGAUAUAAUCAAGAAAUAUUUCCUCCAUCCAGAUGACAAGGCAGCUGUGGAAACAGCCAACCAUACAACAUGCUAUGGGGAGAUCAACCAUCGAGUUCCUAUGAGAGACCAUCAGAAAAGCAGGAACCCAAUACUCCAAAGGCGCCGUUUUGAUGAAACAUAUGCCACUGACACAUGGUUCUCCACUGCCACCUCAUACGAAGGAUACAACUGUGCCCAAUAUUUCCAUGGGACCAAAUCACUGAUGUCCCACACAUAUGGAUUAAAGAAAGAAACAGAUGGACCUGAUGCAUUGUUAGAGUUAUUCAGAGAUGAAGGUGUACCACCAUCAUUGCUAAGAGACAACUCUAAAAUGCAAACAUCUGAACUAUGGAAUGACUAUUUAAGAAGGUAUUGGGUUAAGGACUUGUUCACUGAGCCACAUCACCCACACCAAAAUCCAGCUGAAAGGGACAUUGGUGAUAUGAAAGAAAAACUUGAGAAGCUGUUCAUUUCUACUGGAUGUGAACCUGAAUCCUGGUUUAGGGCUGCCUGUCAUGUUGCAGAUUUGAGAAACCACACAGCCCGAGAGAAACUGGGAUACAGGACCCCCAAGGAAUUCAGAGAUGGAAAUACUCCAGACAUAUCUGGCUUACUCAGAUUUCAAUUCUGGGAACUUGUAUAUUACAAGGAUCCAGACCAUGGUUUCCCCAGCAAAGGAGGAAAUGAAAAAUUGGGUCGCUGGAUGGGACGAGCACUCAAUUAUGGUGACACUAUGUGCUAUUUGAUCCUCACCCAGGAUACUAAGCAACUAAUUGUCAGGAGUAUGGUCAGAUCUACCAAUGACAUCCGGCCUAAUGUUGCCUUUCAAGAUUUACUUGAGGCUGAAAAGAAAGCUGAUCAAGAAAGAAGAGAUGAUCCUAUAUUUCCAUUGUCAUUUAUGAGGCAGGGGAGGAAGAAAUCAAUGAUAAUGGCAACCUGA